CAUCACCCUCCACAUUCCCAACAUCACGAUACCUUACGUGGAACAUAGCAAUAUGGCCAAAGGCAGAAUUACUGUACCUUGCACCAUUGUCAGCCCUCUCCGCCUUAUCUCCCGACCUCAACACGUCUAAAUGGUCAGCCUUAGGUGUCACACAUGUGCAUAAAAUGUUUGGUACAGAUGGCAUCCAUCCUUUCCCAACACUGCAGGAACGGUACAAUUUACCUCCGAGGGACAUUUUCAUGUACUUGUGUGUUAAACAUAUCUUAAUGUCACAAUCGAUUGAGCACAUUGACCCGCUGUCACUUAGUCAUAUAGGUGCACAAUGUUACCAUGCCAGACUGAUACGCCCUUCUUGUAAACUUCUUUCACUAUGUUAUAUGACGCUGUCCGAUAGUCACGGACCCCCCAAACUACCUUACAUGAAGCAGUGGGAGACAUCGUUAGGAGUAACUCCGACUCUCAUAGAAUGGGAACAAGCCAUCAUCUACACCAAACAAUCUUCGAAGUGUGUCACACUAUGGGAAGCCUACUUUAAAAUGUUAAUGAGAUGGUACUUGGUCCCGAGCAGGAUUCACAAAAUUUAUCCCAAUUCUCCCUCAAUAUGCUGGCGCUGCAACUCCAGUUUAGGUUCUAUAGAACAUAUAUUUUGGCAUUAUCCCAACCUGCAACACUUUUGGAAGGCUGUCCAAAAAAACAACCAUUUAUGCGAUUUGUAA
Pelobates cultripes (western spadefoot toad) is the source of this 716-nucleotide messenger RNA. Lineage: Eukaryota; Metazoa; Chordata; Amphibia; Anura; Pelobatidae. The record is from the annotation of a GenBank genome assembly.